AUGGCGAUUGAUGUUUCAGAUGAUGAAUCUGAUGAGGAGGUUCCACAGGCUAUUUCAUUAUUCCCAAACGCAGAUGAUGAUAAAAGUGAAGGAAGUAAAUGUGGUGUGAAGAAGCCUGCUGCUACAAAAUCCCCUAAACCAAAAGUUAGCUUGGAGGAAACAAAGGAUUGUGGCACUAACGACGAUGAAAGUGACGAAGACUUUGUUGAUUCAGAAGAGGGUGAAUCAGAUGAUGACGAGGUUGGUAUGGUAUAAGUGAUGAAUCAUGAUUGAUAUCAUUUCCUCCAUGUUUCAGUUCUCUCAUUCCUCUAGAUUAUUUUA
This is a messenger RNA of Zea mays, 321 nucleotides long. RefSeq lists its product as uncharacterized. The record is from RefSeq and is a predicted model, not a curated record. The transcript has 2 exons. Bases 1 to 255 code for a protein of 84 amino acids. NCBI's taxonomy places the organism in Eukaryota, Viridiplantae, Streptophyta, Magnoliopsida, Poales, Poaceae.